Messenger RNA from Acinonyx jubatus (cheetah), 2509 nucleotides. RefSeq names its product macrophage stimulating 1 (gene MST1). The coding region runs from base 241 to 2433 and encodes 730 amino acids. The record is from RefSeq and is a predicted model, not a curated record. The transcript has 18 exons. Lineage: Eukaryota; Metazoa; Chordata; Mammalia; Carnivora; Felidae. Gene Ontology annotation, molecular function: serine-type endopeptidase activity; receptor tyrosine kinase binding. Gene Ontology annotation, biological process: proteolysis.
GAGCAAUGUGAGCUUCAGGGUGUCUCCAUCCCUACCCCAAGUGUGCCCACUGAAACUUUCCAGCACCUGCCCACUACAUAGGCCAGAGUAAGGGGCUUGACAUUUCACCCAGGGGGCCUGAGGCCUGGCUCCACCCCCAUUCCUGCCACUGGGUCUCAGGUCAGGCUCUAGCAGGCCUGGGGUGGGGGUGUGGAGGCAGAGCCACCCAAUCCUGUAGGGACAGGUUUCACAACUUCCCGGAUGCGGCUGUGGUGGGUCACAGUGCAGCCUCCAGCCAGGAGAAUGGGGUGGUUCCCACUGCUGCUGCUUCUGACACAGUGUUCAAGGGUCCCUGGGCAGCGCUCGCCCUUGAAUGACUUCCAGGUGCUCCGGGGUACAGAGCUGCAACACCUGCUACAUGCAGUGGGGCCUGGGCCUUGGCAAGAACAUGUGGCAGAUGCUGAGGAGUGUGCAGGGCGUUGCGGGUCCCUACUGGACUGCAGGGCCUUCCACUACAAUGUGAGCAGCCACGGCUGCCAACUGCUGCCAUGGACCCAAUACUCACCCUAUACACAGCUGCAACGUUCAGGGCGCUGUGAUCUCUUCCAAAAGAAAGACUAUGUGCGGACCUGCGUCAUGGACAAUGGGGUCAAGUACCGUGGUACGGUGGCCAUCACCACUGGCGGCCUACCCUGCCAGCGCUGGAACCACAGGUUCCCCAAUGACCACAAGUACACGCCCACACUCCGGAACGGCUUGGAGGAGAACUUCUGCCGAAACCCCGACGGGGACCCAGGAGGUCCCUGGUGCUACACGACAGACCCUGCAGUGCGCUUCCAGACCUGUGGCAUCAAGUCCUGCCGGGAAGCCGCUUGCGUUUGGUGCAAUGGCGAGGAGUAUCGCGGGGCAGUGGACCGCACCGAGUCGGGACGCGAGUGUCAGCGCUGGGACCUGCAGCGGCCACACGCGCACCCCUUUGAGCCCGGUUCCUUGACAAAGAUCUGGACGACAACUAUUGCCGGAAUCCGGACGGCUCCGAGCGGCCCUGGUGCUAUACCACCGACCCGAAGGUGGAGCGAGAGUUCUGCGACCUCCCUCGCUGCGGGUUGGAGGCACAGCCGCGCCACGAGGCCACGACGCUCAGUUGCUUCCGCGGGAAGGGCGAGGGCUACAGGGGCACGGCCAACACCACCGCCGCAGGCGUACCCUGCCAGCGGUGGGACGCGCAGAACCCCCAUCAGCAUCGUUUUGCUCCGGAGAAAUACGCAUGCAAGGACCUUCGGGAGAACUUCUGCCGGAAUCCCGACGGCUCGGAAGCGCCUUGGUGCUUUACGUCACGGCCUGGCAUGCGCGUGGCCUUCUGUUACCAGAUCCGGCGCUGCGCCGACGACGUGCGGCCUGAGGCCAUCCCCGCCCGUCACAGACUGCUACCACGGCGUGGGGGAGCAGUACCGCGGCUUGGUCAACAGGACCCGAAAAGGUGUCCCGUGCCAGCACUGGUCCACAGAGAUGCCACACAUGCCGCAGUUCACACCCACCUCUGCCCCCCACGCGCAUCUGGAGGAGAACUUUUGCCGGAACCCGGACAGGGAUAGCCAUGGGCCCUGGUGCUACACUACGGACCCGGGUACUCCGUUCGACUACUGUGCACUGCGGCGCUGCGAUGACGACCAACCACCGUCCAUCCUGGAGCCCCCAGACCAGGUGGUGUUUGAGAAGUGUGGCAAGAGGGUGACCCGCCUGGACCAGCAGCGCUCCAAGCUGCGUGUGGUGGGGGGCCAGCCUGGGAACUCGCCCUGGACAGUCAGCUUGCGCAAUCGGCAGGGCCAGCAUUUCUGCGGGGGUUCCCUAGUGAAGGAGCAGUGGGUACUGACGGCCCGGCAGUGCUUCUCCUCUUGCCAUAUGCCUCUCAUGGGCUAUGAGGUGUGGUUGGGCACCUUGUUCCAGAACCCACAGCCGGGAGAGCCAGGCCUGCAGCAGGUCCCAGUGGCCAAGAUGGUGUGUGGGCCCUCCGGCUCCCAGCUUGUUCUGCUCAAGCUGGAGAGACCUGUGACCCUGGACCAGCGAGUGGCACUCAUCUGCCUGCCCCCCGAGAGGUAUGUGGUGCCACCAGGUACCAAGUGUGAGAUCGCAGGCUGGGGUGAGACCAAAGGUACAGGGAAUAACAAAGUCCUAAAUGUGGCCUCGCUGAAUGUCAUCUCCAACCAGGAAUGUAACAUCAAGCACCGAGGACGCAUACGGGAGAGUGAGAUGUGCACUGAGGGACUCUUGGCCCCUGUGGGAGCCUGUGAGGGUGACUACGGAGGCCCACUUGCCUGCUUUACCCAUGACUGCUGGGUCCUGGAGGGAAUUAUAAUCCCCAACCGAGUGUGCGCCCGGCCCCGCUGGCCAGCCAUCUUCAUGCGUGUCUCUGUGUUUACGGACUGGAUUCACAAGGUCAUGCGGCUGGGUUAGGCCCAGCCUUCAAUCCCAUUUACUUUGGAGAGAGAACAAAGGUUGUUGUCAGACAUAAAGCUGCCUCUCCUCUUUA